This is a messenger RNA of Haliotis rufescens (red abalone), 1839 nucleotides long. RefSeq names its product E3 ubiquitin-protein ligase Midline-1-like. The transcript is spliced from 4 exons. Gene Ontology annotation, biological process: positive regulation of DNA-templated transcription. Bases 1 to 1839 code for a protein of 612 amino acids. The record is from RefSeq and is a predicted model, not a curated record. Gene Ontology annotation, molecular function: ubiquitin-protein transferase activity; zinc ion binding. Gene Ontology annotation, cellular component: nucleoplasm; chromatin. Lineage: Eukaryota; Metazoa; Mollusca; Gastropoda; Lepetellida; Haliotidae.
AUGGCUGUGUUGGGCUUCUGCUAUGGCGACGUCACAGCCGAGAAAGUGAUGGAAUUCCUCACCUGUGUGAUCUGCCAGGAACUGUACACAGACCCCUGUACACUGAGGUGUGAUCACACAUUUUGCAGGAAAUGUGUCACUGAAUACAUCCAAACCAUACCAGAUGCUGUACAGUCCAAGACGAUCCCCUGUGCCUUCUGUCGACAAGAUACCAAGGUCCCCGACCCCAGCCGGCCAGUGGAGGAAUGGGCGGGGCAGAUCAAACCCAGCAUCAUUAUACAGGGGCUGAUUGACACACAAGCUGGAGCUACUACUGAAGACACAGGUGCUAAAUGUUGCACAUUAUGUGACCAGCUAGGGGAGACAACUCAAGCGAUCUCCUGGUGUCCAGACUGUGAAGUUACUCUCUGUGAAAGGUGUGUCAAAAUGCAUCGUGCUAGUCCCUCAUCUCGUGACCACGAACCGUGUGACCUGUCUGGAGAUAUCAAGGUGAUGAAGAGACGAAAGGUCAUGUGUCAAGAACACAAGGCUGAGCAAGUAAAAUAUCUCUGUAAAGACUGCAACAAGACACUGUGUCAGUCCUGCUGUGUGGUCUACCACAGGAAAUGUGAGUCUGUCGUCACAAUCAAUUCACAAGUGGCAAGAAUGAAAUCGGAGUUAGCUUUGCGAAGUGACAUCUUACGGACAAAAUGUGACGGCAAACGCAAUAGAAUAGAAAGAAAGAAAUUCAAAAUAGAUAAAAUUAAAGACGACAAAGUGACAGUAAGAGAGCAGGUUAAUCUUAUAGCUAAUAAGGCCAUAGAGUACAUCCGACAGAAGGAAAAGAAGUUGUUAGAUGAAUUAGAUGAAAUAACAGAAAAACACAUCAUUCAGACUCAUGCUGAUGUAAAGCUUCAAGAGAUUGAGAUGCAGAUGUACAAACAACAUUGUGAGUUCAUUGACCAGGUCUUGAUAUCGGACUGUCAGAUGGACCUGUAUGACGCGUAUCAGGCCUGGGAGUCGGGAGCUGUAGAGUUGGUGGAUGUCAGGGACACAGACACAGCAGACACACGGCGAAUAGAUGACAUCAGGUUUACACCUGACACUGACAACGUCCAGCACAUCCUAGAUGACCUACAGUUGGGAAAGAUUGACCUCAGAUAUGGAGAUGGACCUGGUCUGAAGUGUUCACCAGUGUUGUUCCACACACUUGAUGCGACCUCAGAGGAUGACGAGGGGAUACCUGGUAUGCCUGGCGUCACAGAACUUAAUUUGAAGGAGAAGCAUGUGAUGGUUGCUGUCCCCGCAUCCCGUCAUAUUGUAACAGUAGAAGUGACCCCUGACCUUGUGCUGCUCUCAACCAUCACAACAAGCAAGGGGUACUACAGUCUCACUGUUCUGAGUCCUUCUUCUCUAGCAGCAGGUGGUUGGGGCGGUGUUGAUAUCCUGGACAUGGGGGGACACGUGCUGAGGUCAGUCACUACACACAACAAGGAGACACUGUUUACCUUACCGUCCUACAUGAGUGUCAACACCAAGGGCAACAUACUCGUGUCUGAUUGGAAGAAGAAGUCUGUGACAUGUUUGACGUCAGAGGGGGACGUCGUGUGGAGAUACGCCCCUACCGGAGAUAUGGCACUCCAUCAGCCUUCUGGUAUCUUUACAACCAACACUGGAGAUAUCAUGUUUAUAGACCAGCUGGCCGAGGCUAUUAUACUACUAAGCGAGACAGGGGAAUAUGUCAGCGAUGUCAUCACAUCACAGGAUGGUAUGAGCCAGCCAUUGAGUCUCUGCAUUAACAAACAUGACUCAGUUCUUGUUACUUGUGGAAGGGAAAUCAAAACAUUUAUUCUUACAUAG